AUGGGAGAUCCUGUAUGGGCCAUCAGUUCUGACACAGUCAACUCUCUUGUUGGUCUUUCUCUCAAUUUCUUUUUCAUCUUGCCUUUCACGAAUGUUGUUGGCAUUCGUCUGAUCGAUGCCCCAGUUCUUCAUCCUAUGUCAGAAGGACUAUUCAACUUUGUGAUUGGCUGGACAUUCAUGUUUGCCCCAUUGCUAUUCACAGAUCAAAAGAGAGACAGAUACAAGGGGUCUCUUGAUGUACUCUGGGGCUUGCAAAUGUUCCUCACAAAUACAUUUUUGAUCCCAUACAUGGCAAUCCGAAUGAAUAAUGCUGAUGAUGACAGUGCUCCAAUCAAAAGUUCAAAAUUGAGCUCUGUUAUGACAAAUGGUGCUCCAUUUGUUGGACUGAUUGGCGGUGGUGUUUGUCUUGUAUCUAUAAUUUGGGCUCUGUUUGGUCGAAUGGAUGCCAAUUUUGGUGGCAUAGUAUACAGAUGGGAGUACUUGGUUGAUUAUCUUGGAUCAGAAAGGCUAGCUUAUGCCUUCAUAUGGGAUAUAUGUCUUUACACGAUUUUCCAACCUUGGUUGAUUGGUGACAACCUACAUAAUGUUCAGCAAAAUAAGGUUGCGGUAGUGAAGUAUCUUAGAUAUGUACCCGUUGUUGGCUUAAUGGCCUAUCUUUUUUGCUUGGAGCAUAAAGAGGUAUAA
Messenger RNA from Vicia faba (fava bean), 684 nucleotides. The record is from the annotation of a GenBank genome assembly. NCBI's taxonomy places the organism in Eukaryota, Viridiplantae, Streptophyta, Magnoliopsida, Fabales, Fabaceae.